Messenger RNA from Cyprinodon tularosa, 606 nucleotides. Its product is annotated as DELTA-sagatoxin-Srs1a-like. Gene Ontology annotation, biological process: monoatomic cation transport; cytolysis in another organism; pore complex assembly. The record is from RefSeq and is a predicted model, not a curated record. Gene Ontology annotation, cellular component: pore complex. The transcript has a single exon. Gene Ontology annotation, molecular function: channel activity. NCBI's taxonomy places the organism in Eukaryota, Metazoa, Chordata, Actinopteri, Cyprinodontiformes, Cyprinodontidae. Bases 16 to 375 code for a protein of 119 amino acids.
GAUCUUGGUCCAUCUAUGUCUGGCACUGCACUCUUUGAAAAGACACCCAACACAGCCUGUGGUUCAGUAGGGGUCUUCACCUAUGACAUCCUCCCGGGCUCCAACAGUCAGAACAAAGGCCGAGUGGCUGUCAUGUUCUCGAAUCCCUACGACUUCAACUUCUACUCCAACUAUUAUGCCAUUGGAGUAUUCAGCAAAGACAAGAAGUGUGACAACGAUCUCUACAAUGAGAUGUACAGCGGCAAGGAGAUCGACUUUGUCAGAGGGAAAGCCAGUGGGCCCAGUCUGACCUACAAAGCGGGCGAUUUGAUUAUCAGGGCCAGCAUGUCUGACAGCUAUCAGCCGAUCCUGAAGUUGGAUAUUUGUGACAUAUGAGACCAGCUGCAUCUCCUGGUCCAAUACCUCUUUAACAGCUCAACACCUUCCUAUUUGGCCAGUAGCUUCUCCUUUAAUAGAGCAACCCUCAUUAACUUUAUCUGCUUCUGCAUUAAUAGAGCAAUCUCUUUACCAGUUUAGAUAUUGUAAACUAGUUACCCUGCAGCAUGUGUUAUUUAAUCUGCAGUCAUUCAAGACUUCUCUGUUGAAAAACCCAACAUAUGUUCAUAU